Molecule: messenger RNA, 441 nt
Organism: Melospiza melodia melodia
Lineage: Eukaryota; Metazoa; Chordata; Aves; Passeriformes; Passerellidae
Product: serine/threonine-protein kinase PAK 3-like
Exons: 3
Coding region: 73-342 (89 amino acids)
Biological process (GO): regulation of MAPK cascade; protein phosphorylation; intracellular signal transduction
Cellular component (GO): cytoplasm
Molecular function (GO): protein serine/threonine kinase activity
Source: RefSeq, a predicted model, not a curated record
CCUGAAGUGGUGACAGGUCAACCAUGUGGCCCCAAAGUGGACAUAUGGUCUUUGGGAAUCGUGGGCAUCGAAAUGGUGGAACAAGAAGUUCCUUCCUGGAAUGCAACUCCUGUCUUGCCCCAACUCCUGAUAGCCACAGGAGGAAGACAAAAGCUGAAGCAGCCCAACCUAUUUUCAUCCUGCCUGCGUGACUUCCUGAGCUGCUGCCUGCAGAGAGACGAGGCACGGCGCUGGUCUGCCAAGGAGCUCCUGCAGCAUCCAUUUGUAACAUUUGCUGAGCCUGCGUCCAGCCUGGUGCCGCUGAUUGUUUCAGUGAAGAAGAGGAGGGAGACAAGAACGUGACAAUCACAUCAGGACCAUUUAUUCCUCAACCAGUUUAGAGUAGGAUUGUAGGUUAGGACUAGGAUUAGGAUUAGAAUUAGGAUUAGAUUUAGGAUUAGG